Molecule: messenger RNA, 1105 nt
Organism: Entelurus aequoreus (snake pipefish)
Lineage: Eukaryota; Metazoa; Chordata; Actinopteri; Syngnathiformes; Syngnathidae
Product: MICOS complex subunit mic25-b-like
Exons: 9
Coding region: 147-824 (225 amino acids)
Biological process (GO): inner mitochondrial membrane organization
Cellular component (GO): mitochondrion; MICOS complex
Source: RefSeq, a predicted model, not a curated record
UACUGCGUGGCCACAGUGACCUUGAUUGGAGCCUUUUCAACAGCGGCGAGUCCAGCCUGCUGUGGAACAAAUGUCUGAUGGGCUGCCGUCAAAGCUGAAUUAAAUCCCCCCCAAAAAUAUCCAGGUGGGACUCAAAGGUGGUCGACAUGGGCGGGAAAGUGUCAUUUGGACUGGACGAAGAGGAGAAGGUCACCGUUAUUGAAGGAGUGAAGCUCUCAGAGGAUGUUCUCAGACGAAUGAGGGACGCCCAAGGGUCUGGCAGCUCCAAGAACUCUCAGCAAGACGCCCACAAAACAUCAAAUUUAAAACCGACCAGAGCGUCGACCACUGAAGUGCAGGAAGAAAUUCGUAGAAAUUUUGAGAAGCAGCAGGCCUUGGUGCAGGAGCAGCUGGCCAUACUAGCCCAGACUGUGGGCUUAGACCACCCGAGUCCCUCGGUCAUCAUGGAGAAAGGGAAGGCCUGGGAGGAGCAGGAAAAGGCCAAGAUGCUGCCCGCCAAUUUAGAUGCCUGGAGCAGACAACUGGAGAGAAAAGAACAAGAACUGGUUAGCCUUUCCAACUUCUACAAAAAUCAGCUUGAGAUACUGGAAAAUAGGAACCUUGACGCUUACCAACAGACGACUGACCAGUACAAGCAGGCAGCCAGCAAAGCUGAGGCUAAAAUCAGACCCCGGCAGACUUCUAUGAACCAGUCUGUGUUUGUGUGUGCAGACCCCGGCAGACCCCCUCACUGUGCACUGAGCUGCAGGCCCAGGUGCUGCAGUGUUACGCAGAGAAUCCUCAGCAGACUCUGCUCUGCUCCAGCCUGGCCAAACAAUACAUGAGCUGCGUCCAGCAGGCCAGGAAGAGCUCGCUGACCAAUGGCGGACGAGAAGCCCCGAGCAAGAAAGCGUGAAGAGCAGGAGCGAAGACGAGGGAGGAUGUCAAAUCCCUCCAGCUCUCGCCUCCCUCUGUGCUUCUGUCCAUUUAUUUAUUUAGCGCCUCCCUCCUUUCCUCCGCUCGCCGUCCUUCUGAGCGUGUCAUCUUGAUGUGCCUCUCCUGAUGCCCUGAUUUAUGGUCAAGUUGCGCAGGCACACCCAAAUAAAAUCCCGUGGUGAUGAGCCUG